Molecule: messenger RNA, 4369 nt
Organism: Lingula anatina
Lineage: Eukaryota; Metazoa; Brachiopoda; Lingulata; Lingulida; Lingulidae
Molecular function (GO): nucleic acid binding; protein binding
Source: RefSeq, a predicted model, not a curated record
AGCACACAUGGCCGCAGCGAGUUUAUCUCGUCUGUGAAAACCCCUUGGUUAUUGUGAAUUUCUUAUCGUAGAUCAAUGCUUCACACUACGGUUGAUUUUUAACAUUUUUUGGAUUAAGCGCUGCUUUAAGCUUCGUCUAAGAAAGCAGACAUGGACCCAAACCUUAUUCAGAGGGUGGUGGAUUACCACGGUAAUGAGCUACUUGACCUGUUGGAAUCUGAUCAGACGCUCAGCAGCUUUCCUGUUCCCUCUGCCAUAGAAUACAGGCCACCAGAGGGCGAUCCCAAUGAUGAAGAAUUCAGGCGCAAGCUGAACCAUUUUUUGUCCCUUAAAUCAGACCUUCUGUACACGCCAUCUCUUCCCCCAGUGGUGGAGAUAGUUAAGAAUGAAAAGGCAGUGGAAGAUUAUUAUGCAGUGAUGCCUCCUCUAGAAGCCUUCAUGGGAGUCUCACCCAGCCAGUGCAGGAAACAUUUCUAUCAGUGCGCCCAGAAGAAUGACAUCUUUGUUGGCGUGGUGACAGCAGUACAGGAGAGUGGUCUGAUUAUUACUCUGCUGGCUUUAGACUAUGGAAAGGCUCGGGACAUAGACCAACUGAGGAUAACUGGUUUCUGUCCGCUGCGAGAAGUUCCCAGACUUUAUGCACACGAGAGUCCUCUUGAUGCCUUCACCAUCAAGGACAAGGUCAGAGGCAUAAUUCUACAAGUUGACCCUGACAAAGAGAAAAUAGUGGUGUCCCUGCAGGUGUCCGCACUGCCACCUGGUGUGGAAAAUCUGAAGAUUGGUUUGAUUGCAGAUGAGGAAAUGCCAGUCCACUAUCAACGCCUUACAAAGUCCUCUGGCAAGCCAUAUGAGGAGAUGCUGACGUCAGAGUUGGGUUUCAGUAACCCAAACUGUGUAUCCUUCUUGUGCAGUGUGUUGGGGUUGAGUGACGAGACACCACCAUCUUUAAUGAGAGGCCUUCAUAGGCUUAAAAUACCAGAGGCAGAAAUGGCAGAAGGAUUAAGAAAGAUCCAAACAACAAAGUGGGCUUUAAAAAGCGUUGCUGCUGGUAUCAGCCAUUUCAAAGAUGGCCGAUACGUAGAAGCUGUGCAGCACUUCAACAAAGCACUGGAAAUAGAUCCAGAAAAUGUGGAAGCUUUUGUAGCCAGGGGAGCUCUAUUUGCUAACAAUGAGAACUACUCCAAGGCCAUUGCGGAUUUUGAAAAGGCCUUGGCGCUUAAUCCCAGACACCAGAAUGCCAGGAAGUACCUCUGUGAGACACUGGUGGUGCAUGGGCGAAUCACUGAAGAUCAAGGAGACAAGGACCUUGCUAUGCAGUUUUUCGAACGCGCCUUGGAGUUAAAACCCGAUUUGAUCGAAGCUCGCGAUUGCAUUCGUCAUUUAAAACGUGAAGAAGAAUACCUGAGACAGCAAGAUAUAGAACAAAGACAUCAGUCUUAUCCUGAUGAUGAAGUUAUAGAUUUAAGGAGCAGUAGUCCCGUGAGGGACCCUUUGGCAAGGAAUCCUGAGAAACCAGUUUUUAAGGAGACUGCUGACACAUUGAGAAAGCUGAUAGAGGAAGAUAGGGAACAGGGCAGGCUGAAGAAAAAGAAAAAGAAAAGGAGCAGGUCGGGAGAAAAGUACCAUUCUCCUGAGCAGAGGAGAAAAGAUCACCAGAUGAGACAUCCAGAGAGAAGACAGUCAGGAGAAACAUACUCAGAAACCAAUGUGGAAAGGCAAGGCUAUGAGGAAAGAAGGCAAAUGGAUACCAAAGGUGCUUUUGAUGAAUAUGGAAAGAAAAGAUCCAGAGAUGAAAACGAUGAAGCUGAUUAUAGAGACAGAAAAAGAAGGAAAAGUUACAGAGAAGAAAGAGACAGUCAUUUACAUGAUCCUAAUAUGGACAAUCUAUUCACAGACAGCAGAGGUCAAGGUCAUGAUAGAGGUCAAGGUCAUGACAAUGUGACCUUGACCACAAGGUCGAUAACUGUUCACUCAGCAUCUCAGAGAAAAAGACAUGAUGGAGGUGAAAGUGAUUAUGACCCAAAGUACAGAAAAGUAGAUUCCCGAGAUAAGAAAUUUCACUACGACAAGUACGGUGACAUAGACAGACAUGGAGGUGAAGGGCAGCAUUACUUUCCAGAUACCAAAGCAUAUGUUGAUGAAGAUGCCCAGUACUAUAGACAUGAGGAGAGGAGAGACGUUUCAGGUGGCACCUCAGGACAUGGGUCAGAAAGAAGCCUUACACAUUUAUUGGUGGGGGAAGAAAAAUGGAAGCAAAAGCAGGAGCAAGGUUACUGGAAAGAGAGGGGAAAGAUGAGACAAAGAAGUAGGUCAAGGUCAGCAUCCCCUCAUGCCCAUCACCAUGAGAGAGAAUACAAUGAGGUAAGAGGUGUAAAUGACCAAGCUGAAACAAGAAGCGUGACUGUUACCAGCUACCUUAAAAAGUCAAGGUCACAUCGUGGUGGGUCAACAUCACCAACAGGUGACAUUUUGAGCCAACAUGGUCAGUCAGAUGCUUACGGAUCAUAUCCUGAAGAAGAUUUUGGAAAGGGUCAUGAUAAGAGAAAAAGUCACAGGUCAAGGUCACUUAAAGAAGAAGAUGAUUUCCACACCUAUCAGAAUACGAAGAAAAUGCACAACAAAGAUACUGAAACUAAGUACAAACCAAAUGAUCGUCCUAGAAAACCCAGCUUUGAAAAAAACAAAAGUGGUUUCAAGUCAAAAAGCGGAUACUCUGACCAAGAUGUGUACAGGAAGACCCCAUUGAAAGGCACUUGGGAUAGAGAACAUACCUCUCUGAAAGAAUAUGAGAGUAAAUAUAGAAAAAAAGACCAUGGAGAGGAUAGAAGUCCGUCUCCUGAUUCAAGAUCUAGAUCCAGCUCAAAGUCUGCUCAGAAACAUAGGGCAUCAACUUCAAGCUCAAAGUCAAGGUCAGAAACAAGGCAAAAGCUUGGCAAAAGAUAUAGGUCGUCUUCCUCAAGUUCAAGGUCAUCAAGUAGGUCAAGUGCUUCAGGUACCUCUAGUUCGGGGUCAGGACCAGACACAAAAUCUGUCAGGAAAAUUACAACCAAAGACGAUGGAAACCUGAAAACAAAAUCCCCUACCGAGAGAAACCAACUCAAGGAACUUCACGACCAAGAUAAAAGGGAGCCUCAAAUUAGAAAGGACAACAGAGGGCAGCACAUUCAGGGUUCUAAACCAAAUAAGCCAUCGUCCUUCAUGCCACGUUCACUACUGGUGAAAAACAAAACCCCAAAGAUGUCGGCCGAAAAACCAAAGGUUAAGCCUGGCAAGAACGGUGACGCAGAGACAGGGGACAAAGAUGUUAGGCCUGUUGACCCGCGGAGGUCGAGGUGGGACUCGCCAAGUUCGGAGGAAGACGAGAAGACGACGAAAAACAAAGGUGGACCCCAGGAGCCUAAAGAAAGUCUAGAAGACCUGGAGAAGUUUCUUCACUAUCUUAAGACGCAAAAGAAAGAGAAAGACUCGGCUAAGAAGUAGACUUUUGUGGUGUGGGAAGACUGUCAUUCUUUGCUAGAUGAUUCAGUCUACCGAUGUUCUUUGGGAAUAUUUGGGGUUGUACUUUUGUCCACCUCACUUGCGUUUUCAUGACAUGUAAAAAAACACUUUUAUCACUCUCGCAGAUGAACCUGCUGUAGAGAAGAGGGCUGAAAUAUGCGAACUAUUCCAUUAAUUUUGUUUGCGCGCGCGCGCGCGCACACACACACACACACACACGUUGUUUUACGAGUAAAUACAGCACAGAAAACGGGAACCACCUCUUCCUAUUACGGCGGCCUGCUGAACUCUGUAUAGACAAAUAUACACUACACGUGGAAACCGCGUUUUUCUUUUUAGUUAGGACUCAUUAGAAAGUUGACGUUUCAGGGCGACACAAUUUGAAACCUUUACUAAUCGUUGCUCUUUGAAUUAAUAUGCACUAUUUGACUAUUUUUGUGACAAUUGUUUCUGUGUUAUUGCGUCUCGAGACGAAAACGUGGGUAUUGGCUGAUAUAGAUAUACCGCAAGCCUCGAGCGCAUUUGAUUUAAUAGUGGGAUUGUCUCUGCUGGAACAAGUUGUAGUGUGUAUGAAGAAAAUUAUUUUGACUUUCCAGAUAUAAAAAGACAUUUUCUAGUUGUCGAUUAAACUUUAUGUAAAUGUAUGCCCAAAAGAAAAAGAAAAACGGGAUUGAAUGGGAAGCGAACCCACUCCGUCGUGAUUGGCAGCCAAGGACGUUACUACACGGCCAGCAAAUCCUGCUAUCUGAUGUGGUGUUAUUGACAGUACAUGAUACCUGUCACGCAUGCCGAAGCUUUACGAAAAUUGCCGAAGGUAGCAAAUGGCUUCCAAAUAAUAAUAUACUGUUUAACAAUUAUAAUCUAAUUCAAA